Messenger RNA from Owenia fusiformis, 3030 nucleotides. The record is from the annotation of a GenBank genome assembly. Lineage: Eukaryota; Metazoa; Annelida; Polychaeta; Sabellida; Oweniidae.
CUUGGCAGAAAAUCGUCCCACUCAUGUCACUGCCCCAGCUAGCUUCAUUGGUGACAAACUCUCCUCAUACUGCCAAAAUUUAGUAAUGGUGGUACAGGCCAGAAGUAGACCCGCUGCAUACGGUGGCCAUAGACCUGUCAUAAUGAAUGGAAAUGGUAUGAAACUCUUCUUCAAUGAAACAAAUUUUGAGGCCUCAGCAGUUGGACCACGUACUUUUACAGUACAGUUUCACGAGGCAUUCUGGGUGAAGGAAGACCUACAAAGACCAACUGCCUUUGAGUUCUAUGGAAUUCUGGCUGACUUGCAGAGUUUAGAAGUUCAGACAAACUUUGGUGGAGACAUUGUAGACAUCUUGGAUAUCUCCAUGGUAACUGCAUCUCCAGGGGCCAAUGGCACCUAUAUUGGUUCAGUGGAAAACUGUACAUGUAUCUCAGAUAGACAUGUAGAAGGUCCCUCGUGUGAAGAAUGUGGAAAUGGGUGUCGUCGUAGCACAAUCAAUGGAUCAUCCUAUGAGACAUGUAAACCAUGUGAAUGUAACAACCAUGGAGAGACAUCUCCUGCCGAAUGCCUUCCCGACUCAGGCAUAUGUACAAACUGUUGCAAUGGAACUGUCGGGGACUUCUGCGAGAAUCCUGCCCCAAAUGUUGUCCUAGCUGACCAAUGUGAAGCAAUAAGUUGUCAGUUGGAAUAUUGGGGGCUGUCAAAAGAUGGUUGCCAGCCAUGUAAUUGUCAUCAAGUAGGGGCAUUGGACAACUUGUGUGACAGAGCCACUGGACAGUGCAACUGUAAGCCACAUGUUAUCGGUGACAAGUGUGACAAGUGCGAAGAUAACUAUGCCAAUCUAACUGAAACUGGGUGUAAAGAAUGUGAUACUUGCUACAAAUUGAUAACAAUUGAGGUUGACGAUUUACGUGAAAUGCGUGACAAUUUAACAUCAUAUGUGGAAUAUCUACGUACCAAUGACAAUAACACAGAGCUAGGGCCAUUCACAAUGAGGUUGAACAACACAGUGAACAGUAUGGAGAGGCUCUUGUUAUAUUUAGAGGAGGCCAGUACAGUAGGUGACCAGGUCAGCGCAACUGUGCAGCUACUGAACACAAGUCUACAAGCAAUGACAUCAACUCUUGAUGGUUAUGUCACAAACAAUACGCAGGCAGCCAAUCAGAGCACUAUCACAGCUCAGGAUAAUCUAGACCAGGGAAACAAAGCAAUGGAAAACAUUGACAGUAUGUUGAAAGAAUCAUACUCUUAUCUGAAUGGUGACAUAGCAACUCAGAUUACUCUGAUAGAACAGUUAGUUCCUGCACUGAAAGAAGUGGAAACUUUCAUACAGAACCAGGCCAGGGAUACCCUAGAUAACAUAGCACAGAGUGAGGCACUUGUACAAGAAAUUGAGACCAAUGUCACCAACCUACAGAAUAUAUCUCAAAUAUCACAACAGGGCAUGAUAGAUGCUAUGGGAAUACACCAAACCAACACAUUGAAAGUCACAGAAAUCUCCCAGCUGGUCAAUUUGGUAGAUUCAUAUGGUACAUCAGCUGCGAGUGUUGCAAACUUUGCCACACUCAACACAAGUAUUUCUUACUCGGAGGCAACAAGAGUGCAGCAGGAAGUCCUUCAGGCGCCACCUAUAGAAGCUGAUCUGGCAGGGUUACAAGAGAAAGCGGGAGAGCUGCAAGCUCAAGGGAUGUCCUUGAAUGAUAAGGCUAAUGGUGCUUUAGAAGACAACCAGACAACCAUAGCUGCUAUGGAGGCAGCCAAGUUACGUACUGCAGAGCUAACCAGUCUCGUUAACGAUGUCUCUAGCCAAUCACAGACCCUCCUCAAUCGCUCCCUCGUGGCCAAUCAGGAGGCUCUGGCCGCUAAGGCAUUAGAGGAGAAGACGUUCAUCGAGGCUGCUGACAUGUUAGAAAUCAUGCAGCAGUUCUCUGAUAAGGCAGCUGCUGUUAAGCAGGCAGCUGAUGCUGCCCUGGCGAAUGUAGCAGAAGUUACCUCUCUCAGUGAGCAAGCCAUCUCAACAGCCAAUGAACUAAAAGCUAACCUCACACCAGCCUUACAGAAUUCUCAAGAAGCUCAACAACUGGGAGAUGAAGCAUUGGCUCUUGCCACUUCAAAACAGCAGGCUCUGUUCCCAGUGGUAGAGACAGCAAACCAGUUAUGGAAUACCUCAAAUGCAACACUGAAUAACCUCCAAGAAAGGAUAGACAACCUGACAACCAGCAACACAACCCAGGUGGAGCCCUCUAGGGGAGAAUGUAACAACCUAAAACCAGAGGUCACUCUCCUUAAAGACAAAACAGACGCUGCUGGUAUUUCAGUGCACAAUGCUUCCAAAGCAACCAAUCAAACUAAAACCCAACUUGACUCCAUCAAAGCAGAUUUGGAUAAUAUUCGGACGUUAGACCCAGCUGAGAUUCAAGUGCUUAGAGAUAGAGUACUCGCAGCGAGAACUGAUUUUGAUAGUCGUAGUUUGGCGGAUGCUGUGAGAAGCUUACAGGCUGUGUAUCAGGAACAGCGUGAUUGGUUGGAUGCAUUGCAUAAGAAGAAAGAUGCAAUGAAUCAAGAGAUCCAAACGUUAAAGAGACUUCGAGAUCAACUGAAGAAUCCUUGAUUAGGUAAUACAGUAUUCUAGUGGUGCAAUCAUGUAGUCACAGAGUUGCGUCAUUCACACAGUGAGAGCCUCGAAUAAUCAUGUCUACUCCAGGGUCAUUAAUUACACCUUAAGCAAUAUUUAAAUUUAAAUGUUAAUGUUUAGAAAAUGGAUUCAGAGACAUCCAGUUUUUGAAACUUCAACUUUUUGUCUCAUUUCUUCAUACUAAAUUCAAGAUUGCUUUUUCUUGAUGAAUUGCACCAUUAAUACAGGAUGAGCCAAAAAGGGUAACCCAAACAAAUAUAUGUUAAUAACUCAGCAAUCUAGCAUAAGCUUAAAAUUAUAUUUGGCACAAUUAAACCUUAUUCAAUGUCUUUCCUUCAUUAGUCUAUCUUCAAAUGGUCUGGAUUACAUGGCCAUUUACAAAACAUGCUCCAAAU